Molecule: messenger RNA, 5121 nt
Organism: Leptosomus discolor (cuckoo roller)
Lineage: Eukaryota; Metazoa; Chordata; Aves; Leptosomiformes; Leptosomidae
Source: RefSeq, a predicted model, not a curated record
AUGGCAGUAACAAAGGAUUCGUUUGAACGGAUUAAGUGGCUUAUCACAGCUGCCUGGUGGCUGCUGAUAGUGUUUUCAGCACAGCAAACUGACGGGGGAGGAUACGCAUAUAUUGACCCGUGUGGGGGACAGGAUUGUUCAGUUUGUCGGUGCUUUCCAGAAAAAGGAUCAAGAGGGCAGCCUGGUGAGCUGGGAGCUCAAGGUCCGAUUGGGUCCUUGGGAUCUACAGGACCAGCUGGUCUGCCAGGGGAAAAAGGACAGAGAGGUGAGAACGGGCAGCCUGGGCCAGCUGGAGAAAAAGGUGAUAAGGGCCCAACUGGAGUUCCAGGAUUUCCUGGUUUAGAUGGUGUUCCUGGAUUACCAGGAAUUGAAGGACCUAGGGGCAAGCAUGGUUUAGAUGGCUGCAAUGGCUCAAGAGGAGAUCCAGGAUUUCCAGGCGAAAAUGGUUACAUUGGACCAAGAGGUCCUUAUGGAAAUCCAGGGCAAAAAGGAGAAAAAGGAAAUUCAGUGUAUGUUUCACAUUUUGGAAAAGGACCUCCUGGAGACAGAGGUGAGCCUGGACCCCCCGGCAUGCCUGGACCCAGAGGGUCAAGAGGUACAACGGGCCCAUCUGGAUACCCAGGCCAACCAGGCUUGCCUGUCACCUUGAGCGGGCAAGAAAGUGGGAAGGCAGAGUUCAGCCCUCCUGAAAGCAGUGACCAGGGAAAGAAAAUUGCACUUUGGGAUAGGUACAUCCCAAGAGGAAAUUUUGCCUCUAGGUGCUACUGGCAAGAGGAUGGUAUUCCAGGUUACCCUGGUUUGCCAGGAGAACAGGGAAAUCCAGGUAUUGGAGUGGAUGGACAAAAGGGGGAGCCGGGUGACAUUGGACUUCCUGGGCCACCUGGGUCACCACUCUUAGUUGGACCUCCUGGAGCUCAGCUGUUCAAAGGAGAAAAGGGCCAAAAAGGACUACCUGGUGUAACAGGAUACAGAGGGCCACGUGGACCUAAAGGUAUACUUGGGAGAGGAGAAAAGGGUGAAAAGGGUUUUCCUGGAUUCCCUGGAUUGCAGGGCAGUCCUGGUUCUUAUGGACCUGCAGGUUUUCCUGGAAUGAAGGGGGAACCAGGAUUUGCUGGUUUUCCUGGACAACCUGGCUAUCCAGGCAUACAGGGGGAUCCAGGAGAAGAAGGGCCCCCAGGUCCUCCUGGAGCUGUUGGAACUCCACCACAUCCUAUAAAAGGUCCACAAGGAGAUCCUGGAUUUCCGGGUCCUGCUGGUGAUAUGGGGUCAGUUGGACCAAGUGGUCCUGCAGGCCUGCUAGGAAGACCAGGAGAUGAUGGAACAAGUCUGCCUGGCCUGCCAGGAGUAAGUGGGGCACAAGGACCUCAGGGUUUUCAAGGUGACCCUGGUUUCCCUGGAACAGGUGAAUCAAUCCCAGGAAGACCUGGGUUUCCUGGACCACCAGGCCUACCAGGACAGCCAGGAAGACAAGGCUUACCUGGACUACCCAGUGUAAUCUGUACUGACAGAGGGAUCCCUGGAGAACGUGGAGCAAAAGGUCAGAUAGGUCUUCCAGGAAGAAAAGGUGAAAAGGGAGAAAAGGGAAAUCAAGGCCUCUGCUCAUGUAGUGCUGGUCCUCCUGGUCCCCGUGGUAAGCAAGGACCUCCAGGCGCUCAAGGACAGAAAGGACAAAUGGGCUACCCUGGAAGACAUGGAGAAAAGGGCGACCCGGGCUUACCUGGUGCAAUAGGUUCACCAGGGCUCCCUGGGACACCCGGCUCUGCUGGACAACAUGGUGAAAAAGGAGAGAAGGGUGAUCCAGGAAGAGUUAGAAUAAAAGGAAUAAAAGGUGAAAGAGGUCAUGCUGGAGUUCCAGGAUUUCCAGGCCAGAGAGGUGAUGAUGGCAGAGACGGGGACCUAGGAUUGCCUGGGGAAAAAGGAGCUGAGGGUGAUUCUGGAGUACCACUGCCAGGUGAUAAAGGAUUUCCUGGGGUCCCAGGACUACCAGGGCUAAAAGGACAGAUGGGAUUGCCUGGUUUGGGAUUUCCCGGCCCUCCAGGAGUCAGAGGUAGCCCUGGAGACUUUGGUGAUACUGGUAAUGUUGGGCUACCUGGUCCAAAGGGCCAGAAAGGUGAGACUAUCUGCAUUACGUUACCAUACCCUGGAAAUCCAGGUCCCCCAGGUUUUAAAGGUGUUCAAGGACCAAAGGGUUUAAAAGGACUCCCUGGUCGUCCUGGGCCAAAUGGCUUUGAUGGGCAAAAAGGCCAUCGAGGCAGGCCAGGAGCAGGAAUCCCUGGGCCAGAAGGUUUUCGAGGUGGAGCUGGUGAUCCUGGUGAUGAAGGUGAAAGAGGAUCUACAGUUGAUGGUAAAAAUGGCCCUCCAGGUCCACCUGGCAUAGAUGGUCAGAAAGGUGUUCCGGGUGAUACCACAUAUGGUCCUCCAGGAAUCCCAGGACAGCCUGGUACCCCAGGAUUUCCAGGUGCCAAAGGUUUUAGAGGCCCAGAAGGUGACAUAGGUGCACCAGGCUGUCCAGGCUUCCCUGGUCCACCAUGUGACAGGGGCUUACCAGGGCCACCAGGACUCAGAGGUGUCAUGGGCCUGCCAGGACCUCAAGGCUUACCAGGCAUUAAAGGUCAGAGGGGAGACAGGGGCCUAGCUGGUCCACCUGGAAUCAAAGGUCUGAAAGGCUCCUCUGGCUCACAAGGUCCCCCAGGUCCUCCAGGCUCCCGAGGACUUCCAGGACUUCCAGGCAAUAAAGGACCACCUGGUUUCCCGGGACAAUCAGGAAGCAAAGGGAUUCAAGGACCCCAAGGAUUCCCAGGACUCCCAGGAACACAAGGCCCAAUGGGAAUCUCUGGUGUAAAAGGUGAAGAAGGAAAAAUGGGCCCACCUGGGCCUAGUGGAGAAUGUGGGGAUAUGGGAAUAAAAGGUGAAAGAGGGCCUCCAGGAGACAGUGGCUGCAUUAACAUCCGUCUUGAGAAAGGACAUAUGGGUGAACCAGGGUCUCCUGGUGAGAACGGAUUUAGAGGCGAAAGAGGUGAAAAAGGCAAUACUGGUUUCAGAGGCACCCCAGGAUUACCAGGGAAGAAUGGUGUCCCAGGACUGCCAGGUGACCAUGGUGACACUGGACUGAUGGGGUUUCCAGGAUCACAGGGUUUCCCAGGACCAAGGGGCUUUAAAGGAAUUCCAGGUUUUCAAGGACAACCAGGUGAUCAGGGUGACACUGGCUUACCAGGAAUCCCUGGAAAUCCAGGACUGACUGGCCCAAAAGGAUCUAAAGGCAAGAGAGGUGACUCAACUCCUCUGCUUGGUACACGUGGUCGAAAAGGGCCUCCCGGAGAUCCAGGACUACCAGGACCCUGUGGAUUCCCAGGAGACAAGGGUUCACCAGGUAUCCAAGGGCAACCUGGAAGACCAGGAUCCAAGGGUGACCCUGGAUACCCAGGAAUACCUGGAUUUCCAGGAGCUACAGGUCCUCAGGGAUUGCCAGGAGAACGUGGAGAAAAAGGGAAACGUGGAAUUUUGGGACCUCCAGGAUUGCAAGGAUUAGCUGGAUCCCAAGGCAGAAAAGGUCUUCCUGGACUGCCCGGACUGGAUGGUUUGGAUGGACUAAAAGGUCAAAAAGGUUCUGCAGGAGCUGCAGGUCAAAGUGAAACAGGGCCCCAAGGAUACUCAGGAGAACUUGGACCAAAAGGAGACAGAGGUGAACCUGGAUGGCCUGGUAUUUCUAUUCCAGGCCCCCCUGGAGAAAGAGGAUUCCCAGGAUUCCCAGGUAGAAGAGGACCUGUUGGACCCCCUGGACCUAUGGGAAGAUCUCCUGAUAGUGCUUCUCCUGGUCCUCCAGGUGAUCAAGGACCACCUGGUUUAGAUGGCAUCAGAGGUCAGCCUGGGAAUCCUGGUCCUCCUGGAGAGACUAUCUUUGUGCGAGGAGAUCCAGGUGAUACCGGUUUUCAAGGGGCACCAGGUAAUCCUGGGCAGCGAGGGCAACAAGGAGCCAGAGGUCUUCCAGGGAACCAAGGAAGAGGAGGACCAAAGGGUCCUAUGGGAACCCAUGGCCCACAGGGUCCACCUGGUGCUAUAGGACAACCAGGAGACCAUGGUUUUCAAGGAAAACCUGGUCCCAGAGGUCCCACAGGUACUUACGAACCUACAGGUGACCCUGGUGAACCAGGAAAAAUAGAUGAUUCAUGCCCUACGAUCCCAGGGCCUCCUGGGGAAGCAGGGCAAAGAGGAGAUGAUGGCUCUGUAGGAUUACCAGGGCAAACAGGCCACCCUGGACCCCAAGGGAGAAAAGGUGAAGAAGGGUCACAUGGCCUGCCAGGUCAAGAUGGCUUACCUGGGGCACCUGGACCACCAGGCGACCAAGGGAAUAGAGGAGAGCAGGGAUAUGCUGGGCCACAAGGUCCACCUGGCCACACUGGUGUCCCAGGACCACCAGGCCCCCAUAUUAGAUCUGCAAGUGGAUUCUUGCUUGUGCUUCACAGUCAGUCAGACAGAGAACCACUCUGUCCACAGGGGAUGCCAAAAUUAUGGACUGGCUAUAGCCUGCUGUACCUGGAAGGACAAGAGAAAGCUCACAAUCAAGAUCUUGGCCUGGCAGGAUCUUGUCUUCCUGUGUUUAAUACCAUGCCCUUUGCUUACUGCAAUAUCAACCAAGUUUGUUACUAUGCCAGUCGAAAUGAUAAGUCUUACUGGUUGUCAAGUGCUGCUCCUUUACCAAUGGUGCCGCUCUCUGAAGAAGAAAUACAGCCCUACAUAAGCAGAUGUGCUGUAUGUGAGGCCCCAGCCCAAGCAGUAGCAGUUCACAGCCAAGAUCAGUCAAUUCCUCCCUGCCCAAUGAACUGGAGGAGCCUUUGGAUAGGAUAUUCUUUUUUGAUGCACACUGGAUCUGGUGAUCAGGGUGGUGGACAGUCCCUUAUGUCACCUGGAAGUUGCCUAGAAGACUUCAGAUCAGCACCAUUCAUUGAAUGCCAGGGUCAGCGGGGAACAUGUCAAUUUUUUGCUAACGAAUACAGUUUCUGGCUAACAACCGUGAUGCCCGAAUUGCAGUUUGCAUCAGCCCCCCUGUCAGGAACUCUUAAAGAAGGACAAGAGCAGAGGAAAAAAAUCAGUAGAUGCCAGGUAUGCCUGAAGCACGGCUAA